AUGUCGGAUCCUAUCUCCUCCCUCCCUUCGACCUGGGACGCCUGCGAUUCGUGGGUCGCCUCCCUGAAGGAGACUGUCUCGUCGGUGCCUCUUCUCACCGGGGCUUCGAACUAUCUCCCUUGGGCCGAGACGCUCCAGUUUGCCUUGUCUGGGGUACGUGGGUGUCUUUGUCUGCUAGACGAGCCCCCUGCCUCCUACCUUCCCUCCAAAUCGAACCCUACUCCUUACACCACCUCUCUUCCCGCAGCGAUCUGGAAGCACCUCGACACUGCUCUCGCUCAUGCUCUCGUGCGUUCCCUCAGCCCCGACCUCGUUCCUCUAUUCCAGUCUAUCGUCCUCGGUCAUCCCUCUUGCGCCGCCCGGACCCUCUGGCUCAAGCUGGAGGCCGAUUACGGUACGCCAUCCUCCUACGACCUGUGGCAGUCUGUCCAGGCCCUCUCCUCCCAGCCCCAGGGCUCUACUCCGGUGACGGAGUUCAUGACGUCCCGCAAGCAGAAGUUUGAAGCGCUCAAGGCUGCCGGGUACGACUUCGAUCGGUGGUUCUGGACACUCUUGUCGCCGAUCUUGCUCCUCAUCUCGGUCCCACUGUUCGCGGUCUCGACUGUGCUACCUUGA
Cryptococcus amylolentus CBS 6039 is the source of this 615-nucleotide messenger RNA. RefSeq lists its product as hypothetical. Lineage: Eukaryota; Fungi; Basidiomycota; Tremellomycetes; Tremellales; Cryptococcaceae. The transcript has a single exon. The record is from RefSeq and is a predicted model, not a curated record. Bases 1 to 615 code for a protein of 204 amino acids.